Trematomus bernacchii (emerald rockcod) is the source of this 3355-nucleotide messenger RNA. RefSeq names its product forkhead box K2 (gene foxk2). The transcript has 9 exons. Gene Ontology annotation, molecular function: DNA-binding transcription factor activity, RNA polymerase II-specific; RNA polymerase II cis-regulatory region sequence-specific DNA binding; protein binding. Gene Ontology annotation, biological process: regulation of transcription by RNA polymerase II. The coding region runs from base 195 to 2015 and encodes 606 amino acids. The record is from RefSeq and is a predicted model, not a curated record. Lineage: Eukaryota; Metazoa; Chordata; Actinopteri; Perciformes; Nototheniidae.
UACCCUUUCUCUCGGCGGUGGGUCGGAGCCGCUGUCCCUGGCCUCGCAUGUUCCCCUCUAAAUUCCUGUUUUCAAUUUGAUGCCCCUAUUGUACAUUUGAUCCAUUUAGACCCUUCUGUUAGGCCACAGUCGGGCGUCCAUACACCGUUUUUUAUUUGCCCCAGUAUUUGGCAUUUUGAGACUUAAACACGAACAUGGCCGUGGUGAGCGGAUCGUCUGGGCCGGUUGCCCGGCUUGAGGGCCGUGAAUUCGAAUACAUGAUGAAAAAGCGCUCGGUGACCAUCGGGCGGAACUCGUCUCAGGGCUCAGUGGACGUGAGUAUGGGCCACUCCAGCUUCAUCUCCCGGAGGCAUCUGGAGAUAUUCACCGCCAGCGACGAUGGCACCGGCAGCGGGGAUUUUUACCUGAGGUGUCUCGGUAAAAACGGGGUGUUUGUAGACGGAGUGUUCCUGAGACGGGGCGCCCCUCCUCUGCAGUUACCACGAAUGUGCACUUUCAGGUUUCCCAGCACAAACAUCAAGAUCACGUUCACAGCGCUGUCCAGCGGGAAGAAGGUGAAGCGUGAAGCUCCAGAGUCUCCGGUGAAGCCCGUACAGCCCAUGAUCUCCCCGCUGACCAUCAACAUUCCAGACAACAUCGCUCACCUCAUGAGCCCCCUGCCAUCGCCCACUGGCACCAUUAGUGCUGCUAACUCGUGCCCCUCAAGCCCGCGGGGCGCAGGCUCCUCCAGCUACAGGAUGGGGGGCCGCAUGGUCAGCUCUGCAGAGCUGCAGCUCAUGAAUGACAACUCCCAGCCCGACAACGACAAAGACGCCUCUGGAGGGGACAGUCCCAAGGAUGACUCCAAACCUCCGUACUCCUAUGCACAGCUGAUAGUCCAGGCCAUCACACUGGCUCCAGACAAGCAGCUCACACUAAACGGAAUCUACAAUCACAUCACAAAGAACUACCCCUACUACAGGACUGCAGACAAGGGCUGGCAGAACUCUAUUCGACACAACCUGUCAUUGAACCGUUAUUUCAUCAAAGUGGCGCGGUCGCAGGAGGAGCCGGGCAAAGGCUCCUUCUGGAGGAUAGACCCGUCCUCAGAGGGCAAGCUCAUCGAGCAGGCCUUCAGGAAACGAAGGCCCCGGGGCGUGCCCUGCUUCAGGACCCCACACGGACCCCUCUCCUCCAGGAGUGCCCCAGUGUCUCCCAAUCACUCGGGCGUCCUCUCCGCUCACUCCAGCGGCGUCCAGACUCCUGACAGCCUCUCACGAGAGGGCUCUCCGGUCCCCCUGGAGAUGGAGACCACCUCGGCCCCUGCCCCGACCACCCCCACGGUGGUCCAGCCCAAACUGGCAGUCAUCCAGGAAGCACGCUUUGCACAAAACACACCAGGCACGCCUGUUAACAACCAGCCGGUACUCAUAGCAGUCCAGCGCCAGUUACCUCAGAGCAUCAAGCCAGUGACCUACACCAUGGCCUCCCCGGUGAGCACCAGCAGCUCGCAGCCGGCCAUGCAGACGGUGCACCUCCUGCAGCAGAUCCCCGCCGGCUGCAUCAGCUCCGCCGUACUCGCCCAGCCAGCCACCAUCAUCAAGGGCGAGCUGCAGGAGAACGGAGACCACACAGGGCUCAAAGUUAAAGUGGAGACGGUUCCCACCAUCACCUCUAUAGGCGGCUCCAGUCGCAUCAUCCAGAGCUCCCAGUCCGGUGGCUCGCUGCAGACUGUGACCAUCGUGCAGCAGGCACCCAUGGGUCAACACCAGCUGCCCAUAAAGGCCAUCACACAGAACGGCACCCACAGCGCCACCACUGCCAUCCACGGAGCCACCAGCUCAGCUGUGGCCAGCCCCCUCCACCUGCUGGCGGCCCACGCCUCCGCCUCGGCCUCCCUCCCCACCAAGCGUCAGAACGGGGAGCAGCAGGCCAGCGAACAGCCGGACGCCAAGCGCAUCAAAUCAGAGGACGAGGCGGCCUCGACCCCGGCGGACUCAGACUCGUCGGCAGCUAACGACCCCGGCCACAACUAGUCUGUACAACACACACCACACAACCCCCUCCCCCCACCACCACCACCACCUUCUCUCUCUCGUCCCAGUCGUUUUGUUUCGUUUCUCUUCCUUCAACCACUGACUCCUGAGGUGCCAAACUGAGAGGAUUCUUUUCAUUUUUCUGUUCUAGAGCAACAUGAGGAAAAAAAGAUAAUGUCCACCCCUUUAAAGACUUGAAUGUGGGUUGAGAACAAAAAUAAAGAAAGAUGAACUCAAAGGUGUCCCCCCUGUGAGCCACUGAAACAGGAGAGUGACUAAACCAAGACCGCAGGAAGCCUUAACAACAAUUAACCCUUAAGAGCUGACCUUUGACCUGGAGCGGCCCCGCGCGGGGAGAGGCCCUAACGGAGCUCGGGGCCGAACACCACCUUUCUGUCGAAACUACCUCAGAGCAGAGAGGAGACCACACCUUCCCACCCCCCCUCCUGUCGGGGCAGCUCGGGACGAAGCAACCAAGCGACGAGUACGACGAGCAUUCAAAGGUUUAAAGAAAAUAAAUGAAAAACGGUCAACGCAUUCAGAAAGGGAUCAACUCGGAGCCAAUAAUCCUGAAACUCUGGCAGCUAGCCUCUCACAAUACUGACCUUCCUUAAUCGCAGCUGUACGUAGAUAUGCAGUAUUUUGUUGUUCAAAUGUGGAGCAUAGGAUUUUUUUUUUUAAUGUAUUUUCACUUAUCUAGAUAAGUAAUAAUUUAAUGAAAGGAAGCGUACAAAAUAAUGAGGUCGACGACAUUUCGGUAACUAAGUUAGAAAUCUCACUUUUUUUAUGUGGACUUCCUUUUUCUGUUCGGUGAAACAGUGUAAUUAGUUUUUUUUUCGUAAUAUUCGUUUCUUUUCCCCCCCUCGUUCUGACAUAUCCAUAUGAAAUUUGCUUAGUUAUACCUACAUAUUUUAAUACUUGCACAGAUAACCGAUAUAAGCAUAUGAAAUCUCUCCAUGUGUAGUUCCAGAUGUUGACCUUUGCAUGUAUCCGACAACACGAGAGUUAACUGUUAACUGUAAAUUGAACGGAGGAAAAAAGACCUGCUUUGUCCAAACCAGACCUGCACUUGAUUAAAUGUUUGUGUUUUCAUUUCCCUUCUCCUCCUCCUUCUUUUUUGUUUUCCUCCUCCUCCUCCCAGCUGUGUUGACGUUGUGGUGUUGGCAGACCCCCCCUCCCCCCACCUUUGCUUGAUUAUUUUACUACUCUGUUCCGGCGACCUGGCGAGUCUGUUUUCUGAUUGUACACGUUCCAAACAAUAGUAAAAGAAAAAAAAAUUGAUGUUUGUUCUGCUUAAGUGGAGAAAUGCUUUUUUUUUAAAUAAAUUAAUUUAAAGCCCU